AGAGAGUGACCAGCACAUCGCCUCCCUGUUUCACCCACAAUCCAUCUGAGCAGGAACCGGCUCGUUUGUUUCAACGAGGCAAUAGAGGGUCUGCACAACAAAACGGACUAAUUUGAGUAUUUACGCACCGCUCGGUGGAGAAUUAGAUUCUGUUCAUCUUUUUUAUUUGCAGUUCUCGGACUCCUGCUUCGUCCUGUUGCGCCACCAGCCCUCAUUGUAUCCGGACUCGUCUCCUCCUUUUGUCUGCAGUUGAGCUUUCACGCUUCAACUUCUUGCCUCCUUGUUUCACACAAACAGGAGGUUCGGUUUCUGUUUUCCUCGUUGCGGUCCAAACGGAAUGAAUGACAAAAACAAAGGAGGUUGAUGUCCACAACUCUCCGACUCACCUCUGCUUCGCCUCGCCCAAGGAACGGAGACUCCAUCUCCGGCACAAGAUGGAAAGCGGAGGCGGGACGGAGAGCCCGGAGCCGCAGCAGAACUCCCGACCCGAUCCGGAGCUCCCUGCGGUGCUGUGCGCUCAGCCACCCGGGGAGAAGAAGAAGAUAAACCGGGCUCCGUCCCCGGCCAGACCCAAAGAUGUGCCCGGGUGGUCGCUCACCAAGAUCCGCGGAGGGAUCGGGACCCCGACCCUGAGCGUUAAGCCGGGUUCCAUCCAUCUGGGCAGCCGCAUCUCCAGGCGCAGCCCCGUGGGGAGUCUGGCAGGGAAGGACGGCAAAGCGGAGAAAUGUGGAGGCGGCAAACCGGCGGGGAAAUCCUCCAUCUCCAGUGGUUUGUUGUCCAAAACCUCCAAGGCGGCCAAGAGCACUGGGGGAAGGAGGAAGGUGUCGGACGCCAGCAUCGGAUCCGAUGAUUUAUCCAAAGACUCCGGAUGCGCCCCGGGGAAGCUCUCCCCCACCGACAGCAGCUCCGAGCUGUCCGACUGCGCCUCCGAGGAGAACAAACUCUCCGCGGACGCAGCGAGCAGCGACGCCGAGUCCAGAAGCAGCAGAGGCGGCGGGUUGGACGUGGAGAAGCCGCCGAUCAGGGACGGAGCUGACAGAGCGAGCCAACCAGCCACCUCCAGGAGCGCAGAGAAGGAGAGGCUCUCCCUGGGCAUGGAGACCGGGGAAGGGAGCAUCUCCCCCGGGGACGAGCGCUCGGUUACCUCCUUUGACAGCAGGGUGCCCGCUAGCACAUCUCUGGCUUUCUCGGACCUCACGGAGGAGUUUAUGGACGGCAUGCAGGAGGAGUUUGUCAGGGAAAUAGAAGAGCUGAGAUCCGAGAAUGAUUACCUCAAAGAUGAGAUGGAGGAGCUGAGGUCUGAGAUGCUGGAGAUGAGGGACAUGUACAUGGAGGAGGAUGUUUACCAGCUGCAGGAGCUACGGCAACAGCUGGAGCAGGCAAACAAGACCUGCCGCAUCCUGCAGUACCGGCUGAGGAAGGCAGAGCGGCGCUCUCUCCGAGUGGCCCAGACGGGGCAGGUGGACGGAGAACUGAUCCGAACGCUAGAACAAGACGUAAAAGUGGCGAAGGACGUCUCCAUCCGUCUCCACAGCCAAUUGGACAGUGUGGAAAAGAAAAGGAGUCACCUUGAGCAGGAAAACGAGGAGCUGAGGGUCCGACUGCAGGACCUGGAAGUCGCCAAACAGGUUCUGCAGCAGGAGAUCGACAAGAACUCCCAGAAGAAACGAGGAGCGCGACCCAACAACAAACCUGACAAGAAGCUCGGCCCGCAGGAGGACAGUUCGGACCUGAAGUGUCAGCUCCACUUUGCCAAAGAGGAAUCAGCGCUGAUGUGCAAGAAGCUGACCAAGCUGGUGAAGGACAGCGAGGCCAUGAAGGAGGAGCUGACCAAGUACCGCUCGCUUUACGGGGACGUCAACGCCUCGCUCACCGUGGAGGAGGUUGCCGACUCCCCCCACACCCGGGAGGCGGAGAUCCGAGUCCACCUGAAGCUGGUGGAGGAGGAGGCCAACCUGCUGAGUCGGCGUAUCGUGGAGCUGGAGGUGGAGAACCGAGGACUCCGAGCCGAGAUGGACGACAUGAAGGGGCCACAAGACGGUCCUCAGGAGCUGGCCGGUGUGGGCGGGGCUCUAGGGGUGGGGCUUGGCCUGACAGGCGGGGCCAUGGUCCUCGGGGGAGGAGCCUCAUCUGAAAACGUCAUGGAGCUCCAGAGACACCUGCAGUUUGUGGAGGAGGAGGCGGAGCUGCUGAGGAGGUCCCUGAUCGAGAUGGAGGAGCAGAACAAGCUGCUGAUGAACGAGAUCAACCGCUACAAGUCCGAGCUGCCACCACCGGCCUCCGCUCUGACUUCCAACUCGCUGAUGUCGCUGACGGACGGGCUGCUGAACGACAGCCCGGUCCACUCCAUCCAGGAAGCGGCGGUGCUCAUCAGCACCGACACGCCGGCCCCUGAGGAGGAGCUGCGACUGGCCAGGCUCCAGAUCGGAGAGCUGAGCGGGAAGGUGAAGAAGCUACAGUACGAGAACCGAGUGCUCCUGUCCAACCUGCAGCGCUGCGACCUGGCCUCCUACCACACACCUUCAUCCUCCUCCUCAUCCUCACUCAGACUGGCUCUGGAGACGGACGCCGAGGCCGGAGACUCAGCAGAGUGCCUCCCAACCAGCCCGCCACACCGUAAAGAGCCGGUUGGAGGCGAGAACGACACCCUCGAGAUGAAGGACCAAAGAAGGAAGGUGGAGGACAACGCUGACGCUUUGCUUACCGGGCGCUUGGGGCAGAAGGACCAUGAUGCCUUGCUGGCCAUGAGGGACCAGGCUCGCUUGGUUUCCACGGCGAUACAGCUCCUGACCUCCCCAGAGUCCAACUGCCUCUCGUCCUCGCCCUCCAUCUAUCACAAGGUGUGCAGCAACGAGGCGGCAGAGCCGUGUGACCUGGAGAAGCCUCAGCCUCACGGCCAGAUCUCCGAACUGUCGGACCUGUCGGACCGUCCUCUGGUCGGCGCUCUGACCAGCAGGCUUCAGGCUCUGCACACACAGCUGCAGGCCUUCGUCGAGCAGGUAGACGGCCUGAAUAAACUCCCGGCAGCAGGGAGGGAAGCUCAGGUGGAGCCUCCUGCUUCAGCCUGCACCUCCAUCAGCUGCUCUGAGAACACAAGUCCAGACGGGCAGAACAGGGCGGCGGAGAAGCAGCCUGAUUGUAGGGACCAAUCAGAGGCAGAGGUGAAAGAUGAAACCCAGCUGAACAGCCAAUCAGACGGCAGCGAGACGAAAAAGCAGGAAAUCGACCGAGCGGAACAGGAAGAGAAGGAGAUGGAUGAUGCAGCGCCCGUCCAGUCCAAUGACCUUGAGGUCCGGCUGUCCGAAACAGGGACUCAAGAGGAGCUGGGGAAAGAGAAGGAGGCUCAAAAAGAAGCUGCUCUCAAACUCACACAGCUCCAGGAGGAACACCAGAAGGCUCUGCUCCGGCGAGACUUCCAGCUCCAGAGUUUCAGCCUGCAGGCUCGUCUUCAGCAGAAGUUGUGGAGUCAGGAGAGAACUCUGCUGGUCCAGGAGUCGCAGCACCUCAAACAGGCUCUUUUACUGCUCAGCCUCAAACUGCGCUGCUUCCUCAAACAGUGGCGGCUCGGCUGCAAGAAGGACACCGAGUGGAAGGACGUCCUGGAGAUGAACAGCCUGAAAGAUCUUUACCUGCUGCUGGAGGAGGAAAACCUGCCGAGUCCAACCCACCAGACUGACAAGAGGAGCUCUGCAGACGAGCAGCCGCUCAGUCCCAGAAUAGAGUCGAGCGCUGUGAGCAGCACUCUGGCAGACCUGAAGGUGGCGCUGCAGGACCUGAGCGGGGAGCUGCGACAGGAGAGACAAGGCUCCCAGGAGCUCACUCAGCAGUUUGCAAAGGCCAAAGCAUCAUGGGAGGUGGAGCGGACCGAACUGAAGAGCCUCAUCACUCAGCUCGAGACCAAAGCAGGAAAAGCAGCAGCAGCAGCUUCUCUGUCCUCCACUGAUGCGCUGGACCCUCCGGACCUGAAGGUGGCGCUAAAGAGGGAGCGUGAGGAACAUCAGCACCUCCUGGCCGAAUCCUACGCCGCUGUGAUGGACCUGACCAAACAGCUUCAGAUCGGGGAGAGAAACUGGGGCAGAGAGAAGCUGGAGCUGCUGGAGAGGUUCAGCCAGGAAAGAGCUCAGUGGGAGCAGAGACUGAGGGAGGCCACAGCUCAGCCGAAGUCGAAGCCGUCGGGCGGCGAAUCCUCUGCAGACACUGGAGUCACUAAUGGAACAGGAUCACCAAGGAUCAAGUCCCCACUGGAGCUGGAAGGUCCAGAGGUCAACGGAGCAGCCAAUCAGGAGGAGAAGACCCAGUUUGCUGUCCCACCUCUUUUUAUGCGCCCAGAGCCGGGUCACAUCACGAGGAAGAACUGGACCGACCUGACCGAUGAGACUCCAGAGAUCACAGAUACUUGUAAGACCUGGGACGGUCCCAGCGGUACCUGCAGCAGCUCGGCAGAAUCUCACCUCAAUCUGGAGUCUGUGCAGAGAAGCUUCACUGCUCCGGACAGAACCGGCAUCCGGAUCUACUACAGCCCUCCUGCUGUGCGGCGAAUGGAACACCGGAGGAGGAACCAGGAGGCCAAAGAGUUGCAGCACACCCAGAACGGCAGCUCCUCCCUGGGACUGGACGGCUCCAGUGCAGGCGUUGCUUCGGUGGGAUCUCUAGACGUUCAGCACCAACAGCCUUCGUCCUGCUUCUCUUCUUCCUACGAACAGUGGCUGAGCUCUUUGUCCACGCAGCACCGGGAGCUUCUGGAGAGCAGAACCGGCUGUGUGGCCACUUCCAUGCCGAGCAUCAUCAACAACGGCGUCGGCGGCUCGGCCAGCAGCCUGGUCGAUGGGAUGUCGUCCUCCUCCGCCUUCCAUGGCCUGGAGAUCGGCGAGAUUUCAGCCAAUCUGAGCGACGACAUGAAGGAGAUGACCAACUGUGUCCGCCAGGCCAUCCGCUCUUCAUCGCUGGAGAGGAAAUCCAGCAAGGAACCUGGGAGUCAAAUGGUCGGCGUCUCCACCAGAUCCACUCAGACUGCAGCUCAGUACGUCAGCAUCGGGCUUCAGACGGAGAACCUUCCCAGCAGCAGGGGGUCGGGGUUACACUCUAAAUCCUGGUCACCUCGUCCUUCAUCUGCCACCACCUCCUCGCUGGCGUCGGCCCGAACCCGGCAGAUAUCGACGUCACUGGAUAAAGUCCACAGCCGCAUCGAGAGGCCGUGCUGUUCGCCCAAGUAUGGAUCACCGAAGCUACAGCGCAGAGUGUCUUCUGGCUCCACCUCCAGACUGGAUGGGAGUUCCUCCAGGGAUCGCAGCCUGUGGAGUCUCCAGCAGAGACCCAUGAGCGGAGGAGGAGGUUCGGCCUGGGCUCGAUCCACCACCACUAGGGACAGUCCAGUCCUGAGCGGCCUCACCGAUGGCCUGUCCAGCCUCUUCAGCGUGGUGGAGCACUCUGGAAGCACUGAGUCACUGUGGAGGGGUGAGGCAGGAACCAGCCAGACUGCCAGCCCGGCUCGGCAGCCUCCUGCUGCAGGAAAACCCUCGGGGGCGGUGGUUUGUACAUCAGACUCCAGCUCUCAGCGGUACGGAGGCCUGGUCCAGGAGUUCUUCAGGAACGUCUGCAGCAACCGGAGCCCAGGAGGAGUCGCCCUGCCUGGAGAGAGAGCGCAGAGAGACUCCCUCGGUGGUUUGACCGUCUUGGGCAGUUUUGGUGCCGUCGAUGAGCCCAAACCAGAGUGCGUGUCAGUCGGAGGACUCGGCGCUCUGGCUGGGUUGGGCGGAGGCAACGACAACGUGACCAGGAUUGUUAAUAAAAGGUUCAUGAGGCAAACAGCUGGAGAGGAGAUGGUCAGCAUCAUGGGAGGAGGGAAAGAAACGACGAGCAAUGCCACCGCUGCAGGAUCUGGGGUGGAGGAUGCACCUUGUGACUGCACUGCCCAGUCCGCCUGCUUCGCCCGACCAUCGAGAGCAACAACUCGCCACUGCAAACAUCGUCCACUAGAGUCUCCGGCAGCAGCAGAGGAGAAGGUGGACGCCUGCAGCGAGUGACCACACUUCCACUGCCACACAAACACACAAAGCAAUACUGAUUCUCCACAAACACCACUGCCAUGUAAACACACACCAAAUGUACAUACGCACCCACAACCUGCCACACAGGCACACUGCCAAAUAUAACACACACACAAAACUGAUGGCACACCACAAAACUACUGCCACAUGCACACAACCAUGAAACACACCAAACACACAACCCAGGCAAUACUACGCUGUACCACUCUGAUGCCAAGGACAGGGAGGACUCACAACCCGGAUUCAACCAUCACAAAACUACCAGCAGGAGAGAAAACGCCGACACACACACAUUCUUACACACUUGAUUAAACAAGAAUAACUUUAAACUGCAGAAAGUCUAACAACUAAAACGAAGAUGUCAGGACUGGAUCAACUCAAAACCCCUCCAACUUACACAGUAACAGGUACUACAGCUUCAGAUGGUCAUCUAACUUACCACUGAGCUGUUCAACAAGCAGCCAUGUUGGAUUUCCAGAUAAGGAAGUGCAUUAAAAGUGCAUGUGUUGCUAUAAAACCCCAGAGGAGACAUUUGGGACAGCUGGAAAGACCUUUUAUGUCGUGUUUGCAACUCCAAAACCAUCCAAAUCUGAGAUGUAAUUUGACGAUCUAUCCAGAGAUGCUUUCUCCAUAGAUGUUUUUUCCUCUCUGAACUUUGUCAUCCCCACACAUGCUGCGCUGGGAAAUUACUUAGAUUGAUUUAGCACAAUCACAUUCCAGCGACUGUGUCCGACGUGGAUCCUGAAACUCUCGAUUACACAACUUCCUCAGUCGUGGACUAGUUUACAGCGUCUCGCAAAAGGAGCAACUCAAGGACUGACGGAUGUUUGGACUUCACAGUUCUACAGAUGAGACCACAAAAUCUGAUCUCUUCUUAUUUAUUAGCGAACAACAAAAAGCUGUUGAAGCUUGUUUAGAUGCUAACAGUCCACUGUGUUCUCGGAGGGACUUUGUUCACACGGACUGGGACAUUUUUUGUGGCAUUGUAGCUGCAACUUGUAGAUGUAAGAAGAACCUCCUUUGAAGAAGUUACCCUGCAGAGUCUGAUUGAGAAAUUUCAGUUUGAAUCAGUUCCAACAGGCAGAAUGUACCUGUUUUUGAAAUAUUACACGUUUGAGUGAUGAUCGGAUGAAGACAUGAGGUGAUGUUUCCACUGCAGGAGCAGAAGAUGGUGCGAAUGUUUACAGGAACGGACCCGUAAUCAACCUUUUAGCCUUUCUGCUUCCAUUAAGGUGUAGAAUUCAACAGUUUUGACCACAACUUUAUGUUCGAGUGCAAAAAUUUGAUUAUUGAAUGUAACUCCAUCGUAUAAUUGAAGCAUAUGUUAACCCAUGUGCUGAAUUUUAGGUUUUUGACAGUGAUGGACGAGGAGUCCUCUCCAAGUUUAACCAAUCAAUGGCGUCAUCUCCAAAUUUAACCAAUUAGCUUCCAGUCCCACCCUCAUACACAUUUUUAAAGGUUCCCCAGAAGUAUCUACCCUUGUUUCUCCCCCCCCCCCCCAAAAAAAAAAACAGCCCUAGGUUGUGCAACAAGUUUUUGCAGUCAGAACACCUAAAAAGCUCCUGCAGCAGAAAACGCCUGAAAUAUUGGACCUAGUUACACUGACUGCAGUCAGAAAUGUCUGAUUGCAACCUUAAAGCCGCUCUACAGCGUUUAUGUGGCAUUGAAUAGAGCUGCACUAGUAAUCUUUUUUGUUUUUACGAGUUUUUAAGGCUUCCUCAGCCACUAGUUGGGAUCAUGUGACAGAAGCAAAAGCAACACAGCAAAAUUCAUUCCAUUGUUCUUCAUUUUCACAUCACAUGUGGCUUUUGGAAUCUGAUUUACAUGGUUCUGACAUGUCAUUGAUAACUUUUGAUGUUGGCUCAUUGGUGCAUACCUGCACUUACUGCCUCAGAUAUGAGCAGUAGGUCAAAAAAAUCAAUGAGUCACUGCAGGGGAUCUCUGGAGAAAGUAGUCCCAUCGACCAAAAACUCUACAAAAUGUGUUAAAGGUAGUCGUUGCAUUCCUUUAACAAGAGAUAAGAUUCAGAGUUUGCCAGAUGUGUGUUUGGUUUGUACGUACAUUUGAUUGUUCACUUGUCAGCUUUCUGGUGUAUCGAUGCAUCAUUUCCUGGUCCGAUGAAGGGGAGAGUUUAAAAACCUCGCCUUCAUUUCCUCUGUUACACUUCGACCACAUUUCUGCUGUGUGAUCCCUAUUUUGAAGAUGUAGCAUUAUAAUGGUAACGUUUUUGAAGCUAAAAGCUGUUAAAGCACUAAAGGUCUUUACUUAUUUCAAGAGAUAAUUUCAUGCAAUUAUUGAUUUACGUCAGACUUUAGUAACAUUGACUUUCUAAAUUAAAAGCGUAUGUCCUUGCUGUUUUUUUUCUACAGUCAGUUCCAGUCGUUUAAAAUGUGUUUGUGCACACGUAAAGGAAAAAUGUGGGACUGAUACAAAUGCAAAGACACAAAGAGUCUUAUUUGAAAACUGUAAAUUGAAAACAAUCAUAUUCGGAAGGGUUUUUAUCGCACUCUAAUUCUCCUAUCUAUAUGUUUGCCACGUCAUUCUCUUUCUAAUCAAUCAAAGUGCCUGUUAGUUCGCCUGUUAGUCAGCUCACACCAAAACUGGACUCCAUAUAAAACACGUAUAAACCCGGCAGGCCUUUUUUUUUUAAUAAUUAAGGUUGUUUUUAUGCACAUAAUUACAAUCAGGCAGUACUAAAGCUAGAAUAAUGUACUGAAGGAGGGACAACAUGGUUACCAGGUAUAGGAGGAUAUAUUAUAUUCACAUUUUUUAUAUUGAGGGUUAUAUUGUAUUUCUGGAAAUUAAAUUAUUUUUGUUUAGUUUGGUUUAUUUUUAUGGAUGUUUUGCUGAUAAAUUAGCCUGUUUCUAUUCUUUCUAUUUAGUUGUCAUGGUGCUACUUUUGUGCAAAGUCUGCUGUGGGUUUUUCUAACCCUUUAGCCAGGCGUCCGUCCAUCUAUUUCAUCUCCGCCGCUGUUCGAGCAGCGUUUCUCGGUCUCUGCACUCCAUUUAAUGACUCAGCAGUUUAAAAUAGGGCAUUACAGUAACAGUGCGUGUGUUUAAAUAACACGCUGAGGAAAACCCACAGACUAAAAUGCUGCUGUCUGUCUCCACUCUGCCCCAAACCAACUGCAUGAAACCAGCUUCUAAAGCGACCGGUUUGAUUUUUACUGGCUGUCUGAUUUUUGAACCGCAACAGGUAGUUUUAGCCUGAAGAUCCGAUGAGUUAAACCACAGAAACCCAGUUCACACCCAUUUCUUUUCGUAUUCAGUGACAUUUCUAUCGUUUAAAGUUUUGUAGCUGCAUCUAUUAACCACAUCUGGCGAAUUAACUGUAUCCAAUAUGAAUUUAAGAAGAAAAAAAGGAGGUGAACAGCUAAAAUAGACUAUUUCAGUUCUGUCGGUAGAAGGUUUAGGAACAUAAACGUUUACUCUUGAGCUUAAGAUUCACACCAGUUUAACUAAAUGAAAAGUUUGCUUUUUUAACAAGUGAUACAGGUUCAUUUAGUGCCCUGUAUGUCUUAACUUACUACUUAGAAAAAUAUAACAUUUUCAAGAAAAACUCCACUGAAAAUGCAGGACUUAAACAUCAUCCAUGCAUAUCACUGUAGUUUCUUCUACACAGCUGUUGUUUGCUUGAAUUUACAGCAAUUUCACAGCAGAAACAACAGUCAAAUGAAACUCCAGCAGCAUAAUCUACUCUUUUGCUGUCUCUCCAUUUGUUUCCAGAAGUUCUAGAUUUGCCAAAAUAUAACUCUGUAAGUUUUUUGACAGCAACAUUUCAUAAAUAUCUAUACUGAUGAUAGUUCAGACAAAUGGUAAAAUGAAUAUUUUUUUGUCAUUAUGGCUGCAGAAGCCUUUGUCAAGAAUCACAGUCAGCAGUGAAAAGACUCUGAGAAGCAGCAGACAGUAACACAGGGAGGCUGAUGUCAUGUCUACAGUGACCACAGUCCAAUAAUGACUCCCACAGUCUGUCCUGUUACGUACGAAGAUAAAUACUCUGAAACCACAAAGAAACCUUUAUCAUGCACUAAUAAUAGGUUUGGCACCAUUUCUUCUUUUCACAUGAACUGCAGAGCUCCAAGAUCUGUCACAAAAUCCAUUAAUCUUAAUUUGCAACUGCUAUACUUGUUUUAAAAUUGGAAAAUUCUUAAUAAAAUAAGGCACAAACGUAAAAGAAAUCAACUUUAAAAAUGACAAAAUCCCCAGUUUUGAGAAGAUUUUGACAUCAUUCAGUUAAAAUAUUCACGAUUACUGUGCAGAAAGUAUUUAAACACUGAGUUUUUUCUUACAAAGUUCCUGCUGACGUGCAAGAAAGUUUACCAGAUUCUUUUCUACCUCUUACACUUUUUACUACACUCUGAGAUCUGGCAUCAGAUAACACAGAACACUAGUCAUGUAUCUUUGACAUAAUAAAGCCUCUCUGCCAUUUAGUCUCACGAGAAGGUCACUUUAGUGCCUUUUUCUCUACAAAGAUGUCUCCGUUUGAUCAAGACUUUUAUUUUCCUGCAAAUAUCUGGUUUUAACUCAGUACAUACAUGCAAAAUUUCAGAUUAAAAGUGUCUGGAAUUCAGAUUAAAUGUCUUAUUUUGUCAUCUUGCAUUAGAUUUUCAGAAGUCGCUCUGCUACAAAGGUUGCAAACCAGUAAGGGAUCUCAGUGUCAAGGUCGAGCGUACAGCCUUAGAAAUUAGUGUUUUUGUGACCAGACCUCCAAAUGGGUGAAAAUUUGGACCAGUUGUACAUUUUGGCUAAAUGUUUUUUACGCUAACUCAAGCAGCUGCCUGUAUUUUUUGACUUGGAAGAAAAAUCCAGAUCCUGAUUUUUUUUCACCGACUUGCACACUUGAAGCAACUGCUGUGUUUAUUUACAGUACUAGCGACUUUACUGUCCUAUUUUUGAAAAUAUAUUUGAUUUUUAAUAUAACAAACAACAACAUGUGGCAAAUCAGAGCUGGAAAUCCAUCUCACAUCUGCUGUCAUUUACUGCAACGUGGACAUAUUUUCUAUGUUCUAUUUUCUAAAAAUAACUAAAAGAUUUCUCUCGGAUGUCACUGGUCAGUCGUCUCCGCCUCUCCAGCCUUUCCACCUGCCCGCCAGGUGUCACAUUAGCUCCUCCCCCUCAGGUUACAAGCACGAGGCAUUUCAGCCGAUAACAGAACCGUUUGUUCACCAGCCGAUGACAGAUUUUACAGGUUGCAUGGCACAAAACCAUGAGUCUUACUGUUCCCUGUGCGUCUGCAAGCCUGUCAAAGCGACAUGUCGACUUUUUUUAAACGUGUUUCCAUACCAUUCAUAUGAUUAUUACAUGCUGGGAAAAAAAACGUGUACAUGAAUUGAAUUCUUAGCUGUUCAUAAUGUUAGCCGAACUAGAGACUGCCUGUAUAUUCGCUUUAUAACCUUAGUCUUGUCUUUUUUUUAAUAACGGCUUGAUUCUCGAAUAAAAGGAGAAUGCAAUGAAAGCAAAAUAAAGUGAGUACACGGUAAAGAAAUGUGUCCCCCAUGUAUUGGAAAAGAAAAGGAAAAGGUCUGUACUCUGUGUCCUUCUGUUUAUCUGAGAAAAGCUGAAUGUCAACAGCGGAUCUGAACCGGGCCGCUGUGGAAGUAUGUAGCUCUCUCCCUUUAUACACCACACUUGAGCAUUUCUUCUGUACAUAGGUGCAUUUUGAAGCUGAUGGAAAAACAAACGAAUGACAGCAAACAAAAUCAAAUGAAAAAAAUUUGAUCCAUGUGGAUUUUUAAAAGGGGUUGGGGGGUUUCUUUUUUCCGAGCAAUGUAGCUUGUAAACCAAGAUAUUAUAACUGCCUCCUGUUUGUCAUAGAAUUCACAAAUAAAUGUUUGAUGGACUUUAAAGUC
This is a messenger RNA of Acanthochromis polyacanthus (spiny chromis), 11896 nucleotides long. It is a transcript of the gene mtcl2, whose product is annotated as suppressor of glucose, autophagy associated 1. The transcript is spliced from 24 exons. Gene Ontology annotation, biological process: regulation of autophagy. The coding region runs from base 342 to 6023 and encodes 1893 amino acids. NCBI's taxonomy places the organism in Eukaryota, Metazoa, Chordata, Actinopteri, Pomacentridae. The record is from RefSeq and is a predicted model, not a curated record.